AUGCCAUCCUUUCCAGUUCGGGCUAAAGCUAGACGACCUGGACUUGCUAGGGGGCAAAUCCGAGGCAGAGAUGAACUCUGGAAUGUUCUUUAUCAGCCACUGCUGAGUUGGCCUGGCCUUGUGAGCUUGAUCGGACUUCCAGCGAACAGAGUUUCACUUAGAGGCUUGACCACAGGGAAGUGGCUAGCCUUUGUCCUGUCAUUCUUCGAAAUGCACCCAUCCUAA
Messenger RNA from Nezara viridula (southern green stink bug), 225 nucleotides. The record is from the annotation of a GenBank genome assembly. Lineage: Eukaryota; Metazoa; Arthropoda; Insecta; Hemiptera; Pentatomidae.